AUGGCCGAAACAGAAGUAACUAUGUCUGGUAAUAGUGGUGGUACAAGUGGUGAUACAGAAAUUGAUUUAUACGCAGAUGUUGUUGAAAAUGAACUUGAUACAGGAGCAAAUGAUGAUUAUAUAGGUAAUGAUGAGCAUUUAGUACAAGAUGGAGAUUUAUACGAUGAUGUUAUUACAACACAAUCAUCAGCUACAGAUUUUACUGAUAUUACAAAUACAGUUAAUCAAAAUAUUAAUAAACUUGAUCAAUCAAAUGGAUUAAUGACUGGAAGAAAUACACCAUCUAAUAGUUAUAAUGGAAAACGAGUGUCACUUUAUGUUGGUCAGUUGACUUGGUGGACAACUGAUUCUGAUAUAUCUGAUGUUAUUCAAGAAUUAGGUAUUAGUGAUUUACUUGAAGUUAAAUUUCAUGAAAAUCGGGUUAAUGGACAAUCGAAAGGUUUUGCUGUUGUUACAGUUGGUUCAGAAGCAUCAUCUCGAAUUAUAUUAGAAAAAAUACCUAAACGAGAAAUUCAUGGUCAAAAUCCAACUGUGUUACCUUGUAAUAAACAAUCAUUAAGUUUCUUCGAAGGUGUUACUCGUAAGGAUGCUCCAAUUGAACCUAUGCCACCAAUGAAUGCACCACCUCUUCGUCCUAUGAUGCGUCCACCAAUCGGUCUUCCAUUACCGAUGCCUCGUGGUGGUCCUAUGGAUGGACCAUAUCGUUUUCCACCUCAGGGACCUGUUAUGUUACCUGGAGCACCACAUGGCAUGGCUCGUCCACCAAUGCAGAUAGCACUUGGUCCACGUGGUCCAAUACCCGGUGGUCAAUUAGUUCUCAGUCGAAUGCCCGGUCCACCUCCACCAGGUGUUCAUCCACAACAAUCUGUGCUUGUUAUGCAACGACCUGGUGUACCACCUGGUAUGAAUGGUCCUCCUCUUGUUCGUCAACAAAUGCCACCUGGAGCACAAGGUGUACCAGUAUCUUCCAGUUCCAUGACAGUUAUGCCUGGUCAACAUCCAUCUGGAUAUUAUCAAGGUCAACCAGGCCAAGGACCUCCUCCACAUGGUGUACCAAUGCCUGGUCAACCACAUUCUGAUCCAUAUUAUCGAGGUGUUGAUGCACGUUCUGAUCCAGGAAAUAUGGUGCCUAUUAGUGAAGCAGAAUUUCAAGAAAUCAUGGAACGUAAUAAAACUGUUUCAAGUAGUGCGAUCGCUCGAGCUGUACAAGAUGCAUCAGCUGGUGACUUUGGUACAGCUAUUGAAACAUUAGUAACAGCAGUUUCACUUAUUAAACAAUCGAAAAUUGCCAAUGAUGAUCGAUGUAAAAUUUUAAUUAGUUCUCUUCAAGAUACACUCAAAGGUAUCGAAGAUAAAUCAUAUGGACAACGAGCACGUCAUCGAAGUCGAUCAGGAUCGCCACGUGAAUCAUCACGUAAGAAACAUCGUCAUCGUUCACGUAGUCCACGUGAUCGAAAUGAAUAUCGACGUAGUGAGGAUUAUGAUGGCAAAUACAGUCGUGAACAUCGACGACGUUGA
Messenger RNA from Adineta steineri, 1518 nucleotides. The record is from the annotation of a GenBank genome assembly. Lineage: Eukaryota; Metazoa; Rotifera; Eurotatoria; Adinetida; Adinetidae.